GGCCGGGCCGGGCCCUCCCGGCCGCCGGGGGAGCUGCGGGGCGGGGCCGCCGCCUCCUCCGCUUCCCGUCCCUGCCCGUGCCUUCCCUUCCCUUCCCGUCCCUCCGCGAGGGGCACGGCCGGGCCCCCUCGCCGUCCCCGGCCCGGCCGCGGCUGCCCCGCAGCCCCGGGCGGGCCCUCAGCAGCGCCGGGCCCCUGCCCUGAGGGAGGAGCGGCGUCCGGCCCGGGAGGGAUGCGCAGGGAGCGGCUCCUCGGCUCGGCCUGCGCGCUGUUCUCACUCGAAAGAGUGGUGGCAACUCUACAGUAAAGUUAAAUGUCUUCAGAGGACAAGGAGGCUCAGGAGGACGAGCUGCUGGCUCUGGCCAGCAUCUACGAUGAGGAUGAGUUUAAGAGAGCAGAGUCUGCCCAAGGAGGAGAAACAAGAAUUUGUCUGGAGCUGCCUCAAGACUUUAAAAUUUUUGUGAGGGGCAGUUCCACAGAGAGCCUCCAGAGCAGUGGGUUUGAGUACUCCGUGUGCUUCCUGCCUCCCCUCGUGCUGAAUUUCGAGCUCCCACCUGACUACCCAUCGACCUCCCCGCCCGUGUUCACCCUCAGUGGGAAAUGGCUCUCCCAGGCCCAGCUCAGCGCUCUUUGCAAGCACUUGGACAAUAUGUGGGAGGAGAACAGAGGCUGCGUGGUGCUGUUUGCCUGGAUGCAGUUUCUGAAGGAGGAAACACUGAAUUACCUGAAUAUUUCAUCACCAUAUGAGCUGAAAAUGUGCCCUCAGGGGAAGGGGCAGGGCCGGACAGCAGCGGGGCCCCUCGAGGCUGGGAAGGACUCUGGGGGUGCCACAAGCUCUGCCACAGCUGAGGAGGAAAUGGUGGAUGCCAGGGCGGUGCAGGAUGUGGAGUCCUUGUCCAGUCUUAUCAGGGAGAUCUUGGACUUCGACCAGGCGCAGAGGAGGAAGUGCUUUAACAGCAAGAUGUACUCGUGUGGUAUCUGCUUCUGUGAGAAGCUGGGCAGUGAGUGCAUGCGCUUCCUGGAGUGCAGCCACGUGUACUGCAAGGCCUGCCUGAAGGACUACUUUGAGAUCCAGAUCAGGGAUGGACAGGUGCACUGCCUCAACUGCCCCGAGCCCAAGUGUUCUUCUGUCGCCACUCCAGGCCAGGUGAAGGAGCUGGUUGGGGAGGAGCUGUUUGCCCGCUACGACCGCCUGCUGCUGCAGUCCAGCCUGGACCUGAUGGCUGACGUGGUUUACUGCCCCCGGCCCGGCUGCCAGACGCCCGUGAUGCAGGAGCCCGGCUGCACCGUGGGCAUCUGCUCCUGCUGCAGCUACGCCUUCUGCACCUUCUGCAAGAUGACUUACCACGGCGUGUCCCCCUGCAAGAUCACGGCAGAGAAAUUAAUUGAUGUGAGGAAUGAAUACUUAAAAGCAGAUGAGGCAACUAAAAGAUAUUUGGAACAACGCUAUGGCAAGAGAGUGAUUCAGAAAGCCCUGGAGGAGAUGGAGAGUAAGAAAUGGCUGAAAAAGAACUCCAAGGCUUGUCCUUGCUGUGGGUCCCCCAUUCAGAAACUGGAUGGCUGUAACAAGAUGACGUGCACAGUGUGCAUGCAGUACUUCUGCUGGCUCUGCAUGGGUGCCCUGUCCCAGACCAGCCCCUACCAGCACUUUGAGGACCGCUCCUCACCCUGCUACAACAGAUUGUUUCAAAACAUUCAGCUCGACAAUGGGGAGCUGUGGGAAGCAGAAGAUGAUGAUUAGUAACUUCCUCCAGCACCAAAAGGGAUGAGUGCCAAGGCAGUGAGCUGAGGAUGUGACCAGUGAGAGGGUGAAAAGUAUCAGGAAGAGAUGAACUUGAAUUCUUCAAGAUACUGACAAUUACCUUGUGUUCUCAGUUGAUGAAGUAAUAUAUUUUUUAUUAAUUCUUCAUAUAAGAAAUUCGAUGGUUAAUACUUUUGCUUCUGGACUAGAUCCUUUAUUUCCACUGGUUUUGCACUUCAAAUUAUUUCAGAAACCAAAUUUUUUUUCCUAAAAUCUCAGCAAGUGAUUUUGAGAGUAUGAAGGUGAUUACUGGAGGCAAACACUGAUUUUUUUACAAGUUUUUCCACUUGCAAAACAGUCUAAAAGUUUAUUUGGAAGUUAAAGCUGCAUGUGCUGUGUUCAAGAGCAGUUGGGCCUGGAUGGAAAGCUCUGGAGCUGAGACUCCUUAGGAACUCGAGGUGAUCACAGCUCACUCAGUUCUGACUGAGAAUUAAUAAAUUUAUCCUGGAUGUGUGGCCAGAAGGAGUGGUGCUGCAUUUCCCUGUGCAGAGGAGGAGUCUGCACUGUUGGGACUGGCACGGAGAUUAAAAAGAUGGAAGGAAGAGCAAAUCUCACCUCAGCUGAAUCUCUAGGUCAGCGUGUAGGAAAAGUGUACAUUGUGUAUGGUCUGAGUUGUUUUCCUGCACCUUUCACAUGCACUAAAUUCACUUGAAGAUGGUAAA
Molecule: messenger RNA, 2462 nt
Organism: Passer montanus (Eurasian tree sparrow)
Lineage: Eukaryota; Metazoa; Chordata; Aves; Passeriformes; Passeridae
Gene: RNF14
Product: ring finger protein 14
Exons: 10
Coding region: 313-1740 (475 amino acids)
Biological process (GO): ubiquitin-dependent protein catabolic process; positive regulation of proteasomal ubiquitin-dependent protein catabolic process; protein polyubiquitination
Cellular component (GO): ubiquitin ligase complex; cytoplasm
Molecular function (GO): zinc ion binding; ubiquitin conjugating enzyme binding; ubiquitin protein ligase activity
Source: RefSeq, a predicted model, not a curated record